Molecule: messenger RNA, 1302 nt
Organism: Neurospora tetrasperma FGSC 2508
Lineage: Eukaryota; Fungi; Ascomycota; Sordariomycetes; Sordariales; Sordariaceae
Exons: 3
Coding region: 1-1302 (433 amino acids)
Biological process (GO): glycolipid biosynthetic process
Cellular component (GO): plasma membrane; lipid droplet; mitochondrion
Source: RefSeq, a predicted model, not a curated record
AUGCCUCUGAAACAACACGGUCGUGACUACGACAUUGUCGUCUAUGGAGCCUCAGGCUACACCGGCAAAUACACAGCCCAACACAUCGCCACGCACCUACCCACCACCCUGAAAUGGGCCGUAGCCGGCCGCUCCCGCUCCAAGCUCGAAGCCGUCGUGUCUCGGCUCCAAGAACUCAACCCGGACCGGCUCCCGCCCUCCAUCGAGAUCGUCUCCUCCGCCACCGACCGCACCGCCCUCGAAUCCCUCUGCCGCCGGACCUUCAUCCUGCUCACCACCGUCGGACCCUAUGGCUCCCUAGGCGAACCCGCCUUCGCCGCCUGCGCCACCACCGGCACGCACUACUUUGAUGUGACAGGCGAAGUCCCCUUUGUCCACAAGAUGAUCACCAAAUACUCUUCCUUGGCCGCGCAGUCCGGAGCCAAAAUGUUUCCCCAAAUCGGCAUCGAAUCCGCCCCCUCCGACUUACUCACCUGGUCCCUUUCGCAACAACUCAAGCGCGAGUUCGGUCCCGCAACAAAAACAGGCGAAGUGACGCUGAGCAUCCACACCCUGCGCUCUGCUCCUUCGGGCGGCACACUAGCAACAGUCUUCACCAUUCUCGAGACCUUUUCUCUCAAGCAGUUGAAGGAAGCAUAUAAACCCUACGCUUUAAGUCCCGUCCCGCAUCCGAACCCAGACCUCGCCGAACGGCGCACCACGUGGAUCACCAAGGUAACUGGCUUAGCGACCACCCCCAUUCUGGGGCUGGGAACGACGUCGGUAGCAGCCAAGACGGACGCGGCGAUCGUGCAGCGCACUUGGGGUUUGCUUUCGCAGGCAAGUACCAACAAGGGGAAAGCAGAAGAAGACGAGAGUUAUGGUCCCCGGUUUAGCUUUAAGCAGUACAUGAAACCCCGGAACUGGUUGAGCGGAGUGGCUAUCCAUUUGGGGUUGAUGGUGUUGGGACUAGUCAUGGCUACGCCGUUUUUGAGGAAGAUAGCCAAGAGGUUUGUCUAUCAGCCGGGCGAGGGAGCGGAGGAGGAAGUGGCGAAGCGGGAUGAGUUGGAGUAUUGGGGGGUUGCGAAGCCUGAUUUUGGUGUUGAUGAAGUAAAGGAGAAAGAGGAGGGGAACAAGAGGGCGUUUGGACGGUAUACCGGCGUCUUGUUGGCUGAGGCGGCUGCCACGUUGCUUGAGGAGGAGAGCGUGGAUGAACAGCUUGGUGGUGGUGGGAUUUACACGCCUGCUUGCUUGGGACAGCCGUUCAUUGACAGGUUGGACAAGGCUGGGUUCCAUUUUGAGACGAAGAUCAUGGAAGAAUAA